Molecule: messenger RNA, 4030 nt
Organism: Periophthalmus magnuspinnatus
Lineage: Eukaryota; Metazoa; Chordata; Actinopteri; Gobiiformes; Gobiidae
Gene: ano2a
Product: anoctamin-1
Exons: 29
Coding region: 56-3970 (1304 amino acids)
Biological process (GO): chloride transmembrane transport
Cellular component (GO): plasma membrane
Molecular function (GO): protein dimerization activity; chloride channel activity
Source: RefSeq, a predicted model, not a curated record
ACUACUCCAGAGCUCUGAGGGAUGAAACGUAAAAGAGCAUUAUCCUGUGUCAGCCAUGAGUGAGCCUCCCCUCUCCUCAUCCACGCUGGUGUCUCUGGCCCGCUCUCUGUCUGGGAUCGGGAUUGACCUCACUAAUGGAGGGCCCCUCACAGCUCCGGGCCCGAACAAUUCCCCUCCUCCGGUGACAGGCAUUGAGCUGGGCCCGGGGCUCUAUUUUGCUGAUGGGAAGCGUAAGGUGGAUUACGUCCUUUCCUUCAAGUGCAAGAAGAGACGAGCAUCCAAGUCGCGUCUGUCCAUUGCAUCCAAUGGCAGCAUGUCCUUCCCCUUCCCCUUCCCGGGCGCCAGGUUUGAUGACGGAGAGUCCGGAGAGUGUCCCACCACAGUUGACCCAGAGGAGCAGAAGCUGACGGAGGAGGAGAAGGUGCUGAUGAGGGAGGAGUUUGAGGCUCAGCUUUUGGAGGCCGGGCUGCACCUGGAGAGGGACAAGGAGAGGGGACAUGGCAUCAGGUUCCUGCGCCUGCACAUCCCCUGGCCCAUCCUCAGCCGCGAGGCAGAACUCCAGAAGAUUAAAGUUGCCGUCAAAAAGAAGUGUGACUUGCGUAAGCGCACAGGCAUUGCGGGCAUGUGGGAUAAGGUUAUGGCCAAAAUGACUACUCCGUUCCAACCGGACAUCCCUGACCUGGAGAUCCAGAGGGACCCCCAGACCCGCAUCCGCUUUAAGACCCUCAAACAUGCCUUCAUCAGGGACAAGCUCCAUCUGUAUGACAUAAAAUCUACAGAGACACUCUUUGACAAUGGCACGCGCAGCAGAAUAGUGGCUGAGAUCAUUUCACGUAUUACCUGUACACAAACUUGUCAAACCACUGGUAUCCAGUCAUUACUGGCUCGAGGAGUGUAUGAAUCUGCCUUCCCGCUACAUGACGGAUCAUUCACUAGGAGAGGACGGAGAGACCAGCGCAAUGACAGACAGAUUCUCCACGAAGAAUGGGCCAACUACGGAGUCAUGCACAAAUACCAGCCCGUGGAUCUGAUCAGAAAAUACUUUGGAGAGCAGAUUGGCCUGUACUUUGCGUGGCUGGGAGUUUAUACUCAGCUUCUCAUCCCUCCCUCUCUGCUUGGCAUCAUCGUGUUCCUCUAUGGCAUCUUCACUGUCGACUCCAACAUCCCCAGUGAUGAGACCUGUAACGACAGGCUGAACAUCACCAUGUGUCCUCUGUGUGAUGGAGUGUGUGACUACUGGCAGCUCAGCUCUGUGUGCUCUUUGGCCAGAGUCACAUACCUGUUUGACAACGGAGCCACCGUCCUCUUUGCCAUCUUCAUGUCUUUGUGGGCUGCGUGCUUCCUGGAGCACUGGAAAAGGCGUCAGAUGUACCUGAAACAUGCCUGGGACCUGACCAGUAUGCAGGACGAGGAGGAGCGUGUGCAGGAGGAACUGAGGCCGGAGUAUGAGUCGGCUCUGCAGGAGAAAAGAGACAAGAUGAAAGCUCAGACCAAAAAGAAGGUGAAAAGUGCAGAGGAGGCCGAGGGAGAGACUGACCGGAUGCUGUUCUCUCAGCAAGAGAUUGAGUCCCUGAACAUUGAAGAUCACAUGUGUGGAUACCUCAUCAACGUGUCAACAUUCAUAUUUUUGAUGCUGGUGACCUUCUCUGCGGUAGUGGGCGUGGCUAUGUACAGGAUUUGCAUGCUGAGUGUGUGGUCCAUGAGCCCAGAUCCUGAGGCCAAAGCCAGUGUCCGUAUGACGGUCACCACCACUGGGAUCGUGCUCAACAUGCUGGUGGUCCUGGUGCUGGAGGAGGUGUACGGAGCCAUCGCAGUCUGGCUUACAGAGCUAGAAAUCCCCAGGACAAAGGAAGAGUUUGAAGAGCGCCUCAUCUUUAAGUCUUUCUUCCUCAAAUCCAUGAACGCAUUUGCACCCAUAUUCUACGUGGCCUUCUUCAAGGGCAGAUUUUCUGGGCGCCCUGGUGACUAUGUUUACGUUUUUGGCGAUUAUCGCAUGGAGGAGUGUGCCCCUCCAGGCUGUCUGAUUGAGCUGUGUAUCCAGCUCAGUAUGAUCAUGCUCGGGAAACAGCUCAUCCAAAACAAUGUCUUUGAGAUCCUUGUACCCAAACUGAAGAAGAUGUACAGAUCUUUCCAAGAGCAGAAGGGAGAGAGGAAAGCUGCAGAGGAGGAAGAAAACGAGGUGGAGGGCAAAAGGCCAAAGCAGCAGUACCACAAGGACUACACGUUGGAGCCAUUUGAGGGUGUCACACCUGAGUACAUGGAGAUGAUUAUACAGUUCGGGUUCGUGUCUCUGUUUGUGGCCUCCUUCCCUUUGGCUCCAGCCUUCGCUCUCCUCAACAAUGUCAUCGAAAUCCGAUUGGAUGCCUCCAAGUUUGUGACGGAGAUCCGCCGACCGGAUGCGGUUCGAUGUAAGGACAUAGGGAUUUGGUACCACAUUCUGAGUGGAAUAAGCAAAUUUGCUGUUAUUACCAAUGCGUUUGUGAUCUCCUUCACGUCUGAGUUUGUGCCACGAAUGGUGUACCAGUACAUGUACAGUGUGAAUGGUACUAUGGCGGGCUACACCGAGCACUCGUUGUCCUACUUCAACGUCAGCAACUUCGCACCAGGAUCUGCUCCCACCUCCACCUUGGUCACUGGAGUGUCCAUGUGCAGGUAUAAAGACUACAGAGAUCCUCCCUGGGCGCCUGAAGCAUACACCUUCUCUAAACAGUACUGGGCCAUGCUGGCUGCCAAACUGGCCUUUGUCAUUUUCUUCCAGAACCUGGCCAUGUUCCUGAGCCUGGUGGUGGCAUGGAUCAUCCCCGACGUGCCGCGCUCGCUCCGGGAUCAACUGAAGAAGGAAAACAUGAUGCUGAUGGAGUUUCUGGUGAACCACGACAAAAAGGAGCCCAACCGCAGCCCCAGGCACUUCCCUGAGUCCAUUCCCAACGUCCAUGUGGUCGUAGAAGCUCCAGCUGAGGACCAGGAGGAUGAGAAUGUGCUGGAGGAGGAGGCACUGAGCUUUGGAAACGACUACAUCCACCCAUCAGACAGUGACCCGGACAUCGUCAAGUCAUUUGCCCAAGCAGUAGAGGAGCAGCCAGACCACACAGAGCCAACAGAAGACAGUACUACAGACCAAGACUGUGGAAGAAACAGAGAAGCCAACCAACCACAAGAUUCUCAGGAGAGAGAGGAGUAUGUGAAAGAGCAAAUCGAGAAUGUGAAAGAGCAAACUGAGAAUGUAAAAGAGGAAGAGGAGGGCACGGAAAACCCAGGGGCAGAAAUUGUGGAUGUGGACGCUCUGAUGACCACGCUGGGGAUGUCAGAUGAACAGCCAUUGUCCAGCACAGCAGAGCCUCCUCACUCAGCCUCCACACAGCAGCACCAGAGGGAGCUCCAGAGUGAGCCCCAGUCCCCUGUGGAUGUCCCAUCUAAGACCAGUUCAGCCCACAGUCUGCAUGCCUCCAGGACACUAUCUGACACCUCAGACUGGAAACCCUACACCCUGAUCCACCCUCCUCCGCCUUCGGCAAAGGGCCGCUGCUCUACCCUGCCCUCCCGCCACCCAGGGGUGCAGACGUGUUACAGCCUGCCCCGGCCUAGCCACUCCAGCAGCCUCUCCAGGCUGCAGCAGACCCCCAUCCCUCUGCUCCCUCUGGGGGCAGAGUCCACUCCACCACAGUCCACCCCUCUGCUCCCUCUGGGUCCUGUGUCCACACAAGCACAGGCCCCACAGCAGCCGUCCAGGUCCCCUAGCUCAGGCCCCCUCCAAACUAGAGACUCCACUGAACUGUUCUGUUUGAAAGGCCCUCCUCCCCAGCCGCCGCGCUCCAGGGCAAAGAGUCGCUGCACCACUCUUCCUUCCCGACAGAGACCUCCAGGGCCAGAAGAGCAGAGCACAAGGCCCAGUCAUUCUACCAGCUUAUCCUCACUGGGAGAGCGCCUGCCCCCCUCCCCCAGUGAACUGAAGCGUAACAGCCCAGUGUGACUCGCAUACAGGAGGAGAGGAUCUGUACCUGCUCAGCACUGGAACUGUCAGGACUGUCAG